AUGGCUAAUUAUCUGUUUGCCUUAUUCACAAGCUUCAUUAUUCUUAUUCACGUACAAACAAUUAAAAAAGAAGAUUUGCUUUGGUAUGAAAAACUUCAUCAAUUAGACCGCCUUCUCUAUGAUAAGUUUAGAAUUGAAGCUACUCUUGAAGCUAUACAAAAUUUUGUGAAACGAAAUACACUCGAACGGAAUCUGGCUCUGGUUGUAGACGCAACAAAUCAUCACCAUAAGUUUCCGAUACCGAAGAUUGAUGAUGCAAAUGAUGUUCUACUGAUUAAAAAGUUCUAUGGAAUUCUCUUUGAAUUAAUGAAGUUGUGGGAAAAUGCUGAAUGCUAUUGUGACAUACAUGUUGAUACUCAUACAAUUUGCUAUAAGUGA
Messenger RNA from Clunio marinus, 378 nucleotides. Lineage: Eukaryota; Metazoa; Arthropoda; Insecta; Diptera; Chironomidae. The record is from the annotation of a GenBank genome assembly.